Molecule: messenger RNA, 3290 nt
Organism: Anneissia japonica
Lineage: Eukaryota; Metazoa; Echinodermata; Crinoidea; Comatulida; Comatulidae
Product: E3 ubiquitin-protein ligase TRIM32-like
Exons: 1
Coding region: 74-1981 (635 amino acids)
Molecular function (GO): zinc ion binding
Source: RefSeq, a predicted model, not a curated record
AAAUUUAGACCAGUUGCAUUAGCAAGCUAGGUUUCGCUUCACUGUCUGCUCUUCAACGGCCAUAACGUUGAAGAUGGCAAGCAACGUUCUUGCAGAUCUUGCUACCGACUUUCUUGAAUGUUCGAUUUGUGUUGAACUCUACCAUGUACCGAAAUUGUUACCAUGUGGCCAUACAUUUUGCAGAGAAUGUAUCAGCAAAUGGAUAGAAACACAAGGGAGCCGGGCGAUAUUUUCUUGUCCAAAAUGUCGAACCGAUACGUACGUGCCGGAUGGUGGUUUGAAUUCCUUUAAAGACGAUAAGUUUGUACUGAGUUUGUUAUCGUUCCAUCGUGUGCAAGUUGGUAUACAUGACGAAGUGGAAUGGUUGAACUGCGCGUCUUGUUCUGAGCAAGUUGGACAGUCCAGCUGCAGUGGCUACUGUCACGAGUGCAAAGGGGUCAUCUGCAAGACUUGUGGUCAGCAUCAUAAAUCAUUGGCAGCUCUGAGAGGGCAUACUGUCGUUGAUGAAGAGGAACUUAAAACCAGUAACAUCCAAGAGUUGUAUCGACGGAGCCAACCGGAGGAGCAGUGUUCUCAACAUAAAGGGGAGACCAGGCGUCUUUUCUGUCAAACAUGUGAGAUGAUCAUAUGUCAAGUGUGCUGUUUAAUUGGUCAUCCGCGACCAAAACAUAAUGUAGCACCAGUUACCGAGACAGCAGAGAAAGUGAAGAAAGAGCUAGUGAAAGAGCUUGAUUCUGUCUGUUUUACUAUGAAACGGAUUGAAAAGAAAAUGGACGAGGCCAACCAUAUUAGAGGACGAUUAACAGCUAAAAUAGAAUUGUCGAAACAAGCUGCUUUUAAACGGUGUGAAGAAGUUAUCAAAAGAGUUAAUGAUGAGUUUCACACACUCAUUAAACAAAUAGAUAAGGUAGGCGGCAAUCGAUUGAAAGUAAUUGACGCAUUUAUCGAUAACACAAAAUUAACUUUGGGAAAGGUAAAAAGUAGCUACCACCUUGCGCAGAGACAAGUGGAUCUCUGCACAGAUCGUGACAUUUUGAUGGUAGGUCCUGAGCUUAGACAAAUGAGCAAGAACUUAAAAGGAGAAACAGUUGGCGAAGUUGAUUCGAAUUUUGGUACCAUCAUAUUUGAGUCAAACAAAGAGGAAGCCAGUCCUUUACUUGGAAAGCUAAUAACAACUACGUAUAGAUGGCGUCUGAAGAAGACUUUUGGCCAAGCAGGAAAAAGCAAAGGAGAUUUUUUGUGGGCGUACGAUUUGGUAAUUACUCCGGAUUCAGAUAUCGCUGUUUGUGAUCCAAAGCUGAAACGAGUACAAAUUUUCAACGAAGUUGGCAAAUACAAAGUUUGCCUUGAUGUUGGUAAAGACGAAAAGGAUGGAAUUAAGGAGCAAAUGAAUGUAUCGUUUACAAACGAUUCUCGAUAUAUCGUGGCCCAGAGAAAUUCAAAAUGGGUAAAACAAUACACGACUGACGGCAAGUGUUUUUGUAAAUUUAGCCCGGACGAAAAUUUGGAUGGACGAUAUGCUUCUCUGGAAAGCAUCGCCGUAAGUAACCACGGAAUGAUUUGCAUUGGACAGUCGACACCAGUCGGGGUAGUUUAUCUUCAUGAAAAGGAUGGAACCCUUAUUUGGAAGCGUAACUAUUCUCAGCCCUGGUUUAUUGCUUUUAAUUCACUGGAACAGAUUGCAGUCAGGACCAAAGGUGGCAUCAGUAUUCUGUCCUCGGAAGCAGGCGAUAUGAUUAAAAAGAUAACGGUUCCCAUGAAGUCUGGAGAAUGUGAUCUUCGAGGCGUGUGCUUCGAUAGCAAAGACAACCUAUAUGUAGUUGACAACAAGGGCAAAAUGGUCCAUAAGUUUAAUCAAGAAUGGAACUAUUGCGGGAAAGCUGUUAUUGGUUUAAAUGAUCCUUAUGGAAUAACAUUUUCGCAUGAUGGACGCAUGUAUAUCUGUGACCAUGACGAUGUCAAAGUAAUGGAGUGGUUUUAAAAUCGAUACGCCAAGUUGCACUUGGUUGCACGCAUACGCACAUGUCUGUCAAUAGAUGUAUAAUAUAAGAUUUUACUUCACAACAGUUUUAUAUUAACUUCUAAACUAUGAACAUCAACAGAGUAAACCUAAUAGAAAUUAUUUGUGUUCAGAGUUACUGUUCCUAAAGUAAAAUGAUGAGGUAGUAUGCCACACACAGGAUGUUAAAUAAAAUUUAAUCGUAUUCUGGCGUUAUUAAAUGACGUGGUGAAUGACGUAGUUUCGUAUGCGAAUUGUAAAAUUGCUGUCUGAGUGUUUAUAAGAUAUCCCAAAAACAUCUUGAAAACGCUUAUUGUAAACGUGUUUCUUUCAAAUUAAAUAUAAGAAAUGUAUUUACUGUAUUAUGAAAAUAUUAAUAUAAUUAACUGCUUUACGUAUAUAUUUCUACAAUCAAUACCUAAAGUAAAAAUCUAAUGAAAUAAUUCGAAGAUAUACUUGUAAUCAUAUUAAUAAAUGCUUUAAAAAUAAAUUAACUAAAAUUAUGUUAUGCUUGGUUUAAUUAAGUGUUCUGCCUAUAUCUAAUGUAGAUAUACUGGUCAUAGAUUGAUUCAAUAGCAUAAUGGUUCAGCAUCUAUUCAUUAGAACAAAAAAAGUACAAACAAAAGAAGUGUAGAAAAAACGAUGUAAUAGGAGGAAUAAGGUUGGUGAGCACGUGACAAAAAUUAUUCAGUCCGGCGUCCACAGAUUUGAUUCCUGAUUCACCCCGCCCACUAAUUUUAUAUAAAUUACUAUCUAACACUUACUAAACAAUCAAUCAAGUUGGAAGUGAAUAAGUUAAUAGGUAAAACCAUGAAGGAAAUUGUUAACCGGGCAAUACUACAUGAUUUUGCGCAAGUCAAUUUCAGAAACGUUUAAUUGGGGAACGUACGCGAAAUACAGCACGUAGAUUUUAUAGAAUUUAUAAGCUUGUUUAUGUUGUAAUAAAUAAAUAUAAUUAACAUUUACUCAUAUGCGCUCCGAUAGUACCUAAGUUAAUUAUUUGGUCAAUUACAGUGAUCUGUCACAAUCUAUUGAUGAUUCUUUCCAUACCAUAUCUGGCCAACUGUGAAAUGGUCUGGCUGAUGAGGUCGUGUAACUUGGUCAGAUAUGCAAGUCUCAUCUAAAACAUGCUAAUCAUUAUCAUAUUUGUUUUUCAAUGUCUUGUUAAAUAAAAAGGGUAACCAUUCGCGUCCACCAUGAUGCCCAGCUACCAUUGUUGAUGGGCUGUAAAGUGGUUCUAUAGAGCUAGCUGCAAGAAUUUCAUAGCCUUGUUAAUAUAGCCUAUUUUUUU